AUGUUUCAUAUUGCUUUGGUGACUGGUGCUGCACGAGGAAUAGGAUGUGCAAUUGCUCUUCGUCUUGCUAAGGAUGGUUUCACUGUCGCUGUUAUUGAUUUAGAAGCUAGCUCUUCUGAUCUUCAAAAAGUUCAACAAGAAAUCGAAGAAAUUGGUCGAAAAUCGAUCGCUAUAACUGCUGAUGUUUCUGACAGUGAAUCAGUCGAAAAAAUGAUGCAAGAGGCUGCACAAAAAUUAGGAAUCUCAAAUGCAGGAAUUGUUGACACAAAAUUGCUCUUAGAUACAACUGUAGAAGAUUGGGAUACAGUUUUUGCAGUAAACAUGCGUGAUGUAUUUCUUUGUUGCAAAGAAGCAGCUAAAAUCAUGAUUAAACAAGGUAGAGGAGGAAAAAUCAUUGUUGCAUGUAGUACUCGUGGAUAUAAACCAUGGCCAAUGGUCGGUGCUUAUUCCGCCAAAAAAUGGGGUGUACGAGGUUUAACACAAGCUGCUGCUAUGGAAUGGGCUCCAUACAAUAUUACAGUCAAUGCUUAUUGUCCAGGUAUGCGUUAG
Rotaria sp. Silwood1 is the source of this 549-nucleotide messenger RNA. Lineage: Eukaryota; Metazoa; Rotifera; Eurotatoria; Philodinida; Philodinidae. The record is from the annotation of a GenBank genome assembly.